Messenger RNA from Fragaria vesca subsp. vesca, 1193 nucleotides. RefSeq lists its product as uncharacterized. Gene Ontology annotation, biological process: regulation of DNA-templated transcription; DNA-templated transcription termination. The transcript is spliced from 7 exons. NCBI's taxonomy places the organism in Eukaryota, Viridiplantae, Streptophyta, Magnoliopsida, Rosales, Rosaceae. Gene Ontology annotation, molecular function: RNA binding. Gene Ontology annotation, cellular component: chloroplast. Bases 29 to 904 code for a protein of 291 amino acids. The record is from RefSeq and is a predicted model, not a curated record.
CCUCGCACAUUAUCUAAAUCUCCCAACAAUGGAGGGAAGCUCGCUCCUCAGUCUCAGCUGCUCUUCUCCCUCUUACUCCUCUCUAAGCUUCACUCUCUCCCACUCCUCCUCUUCUUCUUGUUUGCUCUUCGGAAAGUCCCAUCUCGUGAGUUUAAUCCCAAGACCCUUCACUGUCCGAACCUCUCUCCGCACUUCCACCUUCACCGUCGAUGAAGCUCUCGAAAAGCCCAUCAACUCCGAGUCCAGAGACAUGUUGCCCAAGAUUGACAAGAGCGGCAGAUUUUGCAGCCCCAGAGCCGCCAGGGAGCUCGCUCUGUCCAUUGUUUAUGCUUCCUGUUUAGAAGGUUCUGACCCAGUACGCUUAUUUGAAAAGCGAAUGAAUAUCCGUCGAGAACCCGGGUAUGAAUUUGACAAGGCUUCAUUGUUGGAAUAUAAUCCCAUGAGCUUCGGAGGACCUCCUGUCACAGUUCAAACUGUUGAAGAAGCAGAUGAGCUCCUGCUAACUGACGAAAAGGAAUCAGCAAUCGAAGCGGAAGUUCUCGCAGCUCCUCCAAAGUUGGUAUACAGCAAACUGAUUUUAAGAUUUGCACGGAAACUUUUGGUUGCGGUCAUGGAUAAAUGGGACAGUCAUGUGCUUGUCAUUGACAGAGUCGCCCCUCCAAAUUGGAAGGAUGAGCCAGGAAGCAGAAUCUUGGAGCUUUGCAUCCUUCACUUGGCAAUGUCAGAAAUAACAGUGUUAGGAACACGACACCAGAUUGUCAUUAAUGAGGCUGUAGAUCUUGCUAAACGUUUCUGUGAUGGGUCAGCCCCCCGCACAAUCAAUGGUUGUCUCAGAACAUUUGUCAAUGGCCUUGAAGAAACUGGUUUAACUCCAGCUUUGGGGAAACAGAAAGUGGUCACUUGAUGUGUUAACUGAUUUUCGUUGAUCCUUUUAACGAAGUUCAGAUAGUUGAUGGUAGGCUGAACUGAAGAAUCGCAGUUUGGGAUGUAGAUGUCAGAAAACGUUGGGAGGACUUGAAGUGAAUUGAUGGCCUGGAGGCGGGUACCUAAAUUGAACCAUUGUUAUAGUAGCUGAAACUGUAAGAAUUAUGAUGUAUAUGAUAAAUGUAGUAGUAUGGAGUUUGAGAUAAUAUUAAUCUUGUAAGUGCGCUGCUCAUCAGGUAAAGGGUUAAUCAAAGCUAUGUUUUUGAUCU